Messenger RNA from Anopheles funestus (African malaria mosquito), 1322 nucleotides. RefSeq lists its product as uncharacterized. The coding region runs from base 230 to 1192 and encodes 320 amino acids. The record is from RefSeq and is a predicted model, not a curated record. Gene Ontology annotation, cellular component: cytoplasm. The transcript is spliced from 4 exons. Gene Ontology annotation, molecular function: phosphatase activity. Lineage: Eukaryota; Metazoa; Arthropoda; Insecta; Diptera; Culicidae.
CAGUCUUUAGACCACCUAAAAGAGGAGAUUGCGAAUCAUUCACCUGCUGGAAGCCAUUUUCUAACCUGUUUCGGCUCUGUGUUUUAAUUUGGUGUACAAUUUCGACAACAAAUUAGUGCAAUCGAUUGAAUUGUCCUUUUUUUGUUCUAUUUAUUGUAAAGUUUUCGACAUUUGUUAAGAACUUUAUUUUUUUUACACAGAGAAGACGUUUCAUUUAAAGCAAAUAAAAAUGGCAGAACAAGCAAAGACAGACAUGAAACACAUCCUGCAACUGACGAAGGAAGCACGGCGAAUCUUUCUCAACUCGUUCGAUACCCUCAUGUCGGACUGUGAUGGGGUCCUGUGGAACUUUACCGGCCCCAUACCCGGAGUCGAUAAAGCGCUACAGCUGUUGCGUGCCGACGGUAAGAAGCUGGCCUUCAUCUCCAACAAUGGCAUGCGUACGAUGGACGAGUAUCAGAAAAAGUUUCACUCGCUCGGUAUCGAUGCGCACGAGGAGGAAAUAGUGCAUCCCGCCCUAACAACGGUUCAUUACCUGAAAUCGAUCCAUAUGCGGGACGCUGUCUACUGCAUCGGGACCGAAGUUUUCAAGGACUAUCUACGAACGGCAGGCUUUAAAGUGCUGGAUGGGCCCAAGGAACGAUUCCCGGAUAGUCGUGAGGCGAACCAGGUGCGCGUGUACACGGAUUACUUUGAGCAGCGCGGCACUAAGGUCGGUGCCGUCGUGAUCGACAUCGAUGUGAACCUUUCGCUGCAGAACCUAAUGAAGGCAAAGUGUUACCUGGAACGUGAUCCGAACUGCGUCUUCAUUGCCGGAGCAACCGACUACAUCAUACCGCUCGAUUCGAGCAUGGAUGUUAUCGGUCCGGGAUACUUUAUCGAUAUUCUGGAGCGCUCGACUGGGCGAAAAGCACUCAUUCUUGGCAAACCGGGAAAAGCACUGGCACAAGUGGUUCUAAAGCAGUUCCAAAUUACUGAUCCGAAGCGGGUGCUGUUUGUGGGUGAUAUGAUGCCACAAGACAUGGGAUUCGGUACACGGUGCGGUUUCCAGAAGCUGCUCAUGCUGAGCGGUGGCACCCCGAAGGAUGUAUUACUAACACAGGACGAUCCCGAUCUGCUGCCGAACUAUUACGCAGACAGUUUUGCCGAUUUCAUUCAGCUGUACAAUGAAAACAUGCACGUUGAAGAAUAGCAGUGGAGUUCGGUAUAAAUUUAAUAACAAUCACCUGGCUUUAUCAUCUUGACAUAUGUAAAACAUACCUGUAUUUAGCAUUUAAUGACCCACCAAAUAAACAAAAAAUCCGACGUAUCAAAUGCAACAA